AAGGAGCAGCAACUGGAAAACAAGCAUUGCAUUGCAUCAGGAUGUCUAUGAAAUGGACUUCAGCUCUUCUGCUGAUACAGCUGAGCUGUUACUUGAGCUCUGGGAAUUGUGGAAAGGUCCUGGUGUGGCCCACAGAAUUCAGCCAUUGGAUGAAUAUAAAGACAAUCCUGGAUGAGCUUGUCCAGAGAGGUCAUGAGGUGACUGUAUUGGCAUAUUCACCUUCCAUUCUUCCUGGUCCCAACAACCCAUCUGCUCUUAAAUUUGAAAUUUGUCCGACAUCUUUAACUGAAACUGAGUUUGAGGAUAGCGUCACACAACUGGUUAAGAGAUGGUCAGACAUUCCAAAAGACACAUUUUGGCCACAUUUUUUACAAGUACAAGAAAUGAUGUGGACAUAUGGUGACAUGAUUAGAAAGUUCUGUAAAGAUGUGGUUUCUAAUAAGAAACUUAUGAAGAAACUACAGGAGUCAAGAUUUGAUGUUGUUCUUGCAGAUGCUGUUUCCCCCUGUGGUGAGCUGCUGGCCGAGCUACUUAAAAUACCCUUUGUGUACAGCCUCCGCUUCUCUCCUGGCUACGCGAUUGAAAAGCAUGGUGGAGGAUUUCUGUUCCCUCCUUCCUACGUACCUGUUGUUAUGUCAGAAUUUAGUGAUCAAAUGAGUUUCAUGGAGAGAGUAAAAAAUAUGAUCUAUAUGAUUUAUUUUGACUUUUGGUUUCAAGCAUGGGAUACGAAGAAGUGGGGUCAGUUUUACAGUGAAGUUCUAGGAAGACCUACUACAUUAUUCGAGACAAUGGCAAAAGCUGAAAUAUGGCUUAUUCGAAACUACUGGGAUUUUCAAUUUCCUCACCCACUCUUACCACAUGUUAAGUUAGUUGGAGGACUCCACUGCAAACCUGCCAAACCCCUACCUAAGGAAAUGGAAGAGUUUGUCCAGAGCUCUGGAGACAAUGGUGUUGUGGUGUUUUCUCUGGGGUCGAUGAUCAGUAACAUGUCAGAAGAAAGGGCCAACGUAAUUGCAUCAGCACUCGCCAAGAUCCCACAAAAGGUUUUGUGGAGAUUUGAUGGGAAUAAACCAGAUACCUUAGGACUCAAUACUCAGCUGUACAAGUGGCUACCCCAGAAUGAUCUUCUUGGUCAUCCAAAAACCAGAGCUUUUAUAACUCAUGGUGGAGCCAAUGGCAUCUGCGAGGCGAUCUACCAUGGAAUUCCCAUGGUGGGCGUUCCAUUGUUUGCAGAUCAGCUUGAUAACAUUGCUCACAUGAAGGCCAAGGGUGCAGCUGUUAGUCUGGACUUCAACACAAUGUCGAGUACAGACUUACUCCAUGCACUGAAAACUGUAAUUAAUGACCCUUUAUAUAAAGAGAAUGCUAUGAAAUUAUCAAGCAUUCAUCAUGAUCAACCAGUGAAGCCCCUGGAUCGAGCAGUCUUCUGGAUUGAAUUUGUCAUGCGCCAUAAAGGAGCCAAACACCUUCGGGUUGCUGCCUACGACCUCACCUGGUUCCAGUACCACUCUUUGGAUGUGAUUGGGUUCCUGCUGGCCUGUGUGGCAACUGUGAUUUUCAUCAUCACAAAAUGUCUGUUUUGUGUCUGGAAGUUUGUUAGAACAGGAAAGAAGGGAAAAAGAGAUUAAUUAUGUCUGAGGUUGGAAGCUGCAAAAUCCGAUAAAUGAGAUUCCUUCAGUUUAUUACAACAAGAAGAGGUCGUGAUACAAGAUUCCUUUCUUCUUGUCAUAAAACAUCUUUCAAAAUUUACCUUUUCAAGUCUAAAUUUCUUUUUUAGAGAUUUAGUACCUGUUUAACUAUUAGAAAUAUUUCACUUCAAGGAGGAAAACAUUAGGGAAAAUAAAAUGAUAUAAAGUCAUAUGAGCUUAUAUUGAAAUUUAUUGAGCUUAUAUUGAAAUUUAUUGUUUUACUUCACAGUUUAUAUGAAAAAAUGUACUAAACAUAAUUACAUAUCACACACUGUACGUGGAAACAAGAACAUUAAGAAGUGCACUGACAGUAUCAAUACUGUUUUGCACAUACUCAGCAUAUUUUGGAUUCAUUUCAUGCAGGAUUGUUUCGUUUUAACUGUCUCUGAGGAAACUAUUAAAUAAUUAGAUUGUAUAAAAAGUCUCUCUCUUCCUCUUGAUAUUUUGAGAUGAGUGGUGCUGCUUGGUUUUAUUGUGCAUCCAGCUUCAGCGUCACUUUUUUUCCUAAAAGGUGUGAUAAAAAUGCUUACCAUUUUAGAGCUUCAGUCAUUUCCCAGUGGAAAGUAUGUG
Messenger RNA from Cercocebus atys (sooty mangabey), 2258 nucleotides. RefSeq names its product UDP-glucuronosyltransferase 2B30. The coding region runs from base 42 to 1628 and encodes 528 amino acids. The transcript has 6 exons. Lineage: Eukaryota; Metazoa; Chordata; Mammalia; Primates; Cercopithecidae. The record is from RefSeq and is a predicted model, not a curated record. Gene Ontology annotation, molecular function: UDP-glycosyltransferase activity.